Molecule: messenger RNA, 2261 nt
Organism: Volvox carteri f. nagariensis
Lineage: Eukaryota; Viridiplantae; Chlorophyta; Chlorophyceae; Chlamydomonadales; Volvocaceae
Exons: 7
Coding region: 1056-2261 (401 amino acids)
Molecular function (GO): zinc ion binding; oxidoreductase activity
Source: RefSeq, a predicted model, not a curated record
AUAGGAAUUAGGUUUGGUAAAACAGCCCUUUGAUUUUCCUUUUUUAGAUUGCGAGGCCUCUCAUUCCAAAAUCUUUGAUGUGUGAGGUGGAGGAGCUGGAGAGACAGAUGGCCAACAACACACGAGCGGAAUGAAAGGAAUGAAAAGGAGAGACGACAAAAAGCUUUUUUUGGUCUAGGGGGCCGGGCGGUCCGUAAACACAAAAAGCCGGGACAGCGAGAGUGAGAGAAGAGAAACGUUUUUGUUGAUCUGUGUGGUGUGGUGAGGGUGAGUCGUAUGUGUGACGGUGGUACAGCCCAAUAUACCCCUCCUCCUGCAGCAAGACCUGUUGUUGCUGCUGGGCGCGUGUUGGUGUGGAAGCAAACAUCUGUAGGCCUGUCUGAAUGUUGUGGUUUUUGGACAGUGAUCUGAGGAGGGUGUGAGAGAAGUCCCCGAGUGUGAGAACGAGAUCUCGCGAUUGUGAAGGGCUUGAGUGCAUUUCCUGGAGCUUCAAUCCGUCGUGGAGAGAGGUGUGGUUGUCACAGUGGGCUCCAGACUAGUGAAAGAGAGAGCCAGUGGAGAGGUGCUAUACAUACGACAUCACGUAAUGGCUAGGACAUGCUGUACAUGUUGUACUCCACAAGAGGAAGCAUCAGCACAGAGGUGUGGCACAAAGGGUGAUGGGGAGGCGUGACUUGAAGGUUCUCCUUUGGGGAAAUUUGCGCAUGUUUGGGAUCGUGGACUUCUUUUCGAGCGACGGGACUCUUUACGUGGUAUGUUUGAGUGUGGCGAACUUUCGGGGAAUGUUAAGAUUGCUGCUGCCCAUGUAGAUGGAAAAAGUGCGUGCAGGAUUAGUGGACGAGAUACCCGGAAAGAGCGUACAAAGAUGGUUACAAACUUUAUAACAGUUCUCUUGCUAUUCGUGCAUGCGUAAAAUUUCGGUCACUCAUUUGGAGAAGGCACGCACGGUUCUUCGGAAUAGGUGAAGGAGGAGGAGAAGGAGGACUGUUUUCUUUGAAGUUGGUGGUCGGCGGCGGGCACGGGGCUCCAAAGAAGGGUGGCUCCAACGGUACGCAAUGGGAAUCAAGCUGCUGAUGUUGGUGCAUCUUUCACUGGUAACUAUUUCAAAUGAGGGCUUUUUGGAGCGGGAAUACGCUGUCAUCCUGUUUCAGGCGGAUCUCGAGAUCUGUCGGGGAUACGUUCCUGGAUACUGCGGUGUACUCGGCCACGAAUUUGUCGGAGUCGUGGUGGCCUUCGGCCCCGACAUUGAGCAACCCAGGCCCAGCAUCAGCACCAACCCGGCAGAGGAGCUCAGCUCUAGCAAUAGCAAGGGCAACGGCAUCACGGAGCGUCUGGCAGUUGGUACGCGGGUGGUUGGCGAGAUUAACUGCAACGACUUGCAUUUCACGUGCGGGGAUGCCGUGUACCAGCGCAACCACGCGCCCGGCAGGUCAGUCCUGGGCAUCAUCAACCGCGACGGCGCCCUGGCGGAGUACCUCACGCUGCCGGCCGCCAACCUGCAUCCCGUACCCCCCCAGCUGGCGGAGGCGGAGGCGGUGUUCGCGGAGCCCCUCGCGGCCGCGUGUCGCAUUCUGGAGCAGGGCCUACCCGCGAGGCCCCAGUCCGACAGGGUGGCGGUCAUUGGUGACGGCAAGCUGGGGCUGUUGGUGGGGCAGGUGCUGGUGCGGCAUGUGGCGGCGGCGGGGGGCCCCCGGGUGACUCUGAUUGGGCGACAUGCCGCCAAGAUGGCGCUGGUGCAGGGCGAUGCGGAGCGGCUGGUUUCGGAGGGCGACGGCACGGCGCUGGCAGAGCGUCUGGCAGGGCAGUUCGACCUGGUUGUUGAAGCUUCAGGUUCCGCAGGGGGUAUCCGAACCGCACUGGCGCUGUGUCGGCCCAUGGGCACCGUUCUGCUCAAGUCCACUGUGAGUACAAACGAGCAGCGACAGGAACCACAGCUGCAACAGCAGCAGCGGGAGGACGACGAGGAACAGCUGCAUAAUGGUGGGUGCCGUGGCGACAAGAGCGGUGCGAGUCCUGGCCCCCGGGCUCCUGGCUGGGCGGAGCUGGCCAACGACAUCGUGGUGAAUGAGAAGGUCCUGGUGGGAAGCAGGUGCGGUCCCUUCGACAAGGCGCUGGAGCUUAUGGCGUCGGACGCGGGUGUACGGCAGUUGUUGAGAUCCAUGAUCAGCGCGGAGCUGCCCCUGGAGCGUGGGGAAGAGGCGCUGGAGCUGGCUCGUACAAAGGGUGUCCUGAAGGUGCAGUUGGUGAUGCCGCAAAAGUGA